Tigriopus californicus is the source of this 3182-nucleotide messenger RNA. RefSeq names its product neuroepithelial cell-transforming gene 1 protein-like. The transcript has 10 exons. NCBI's taxonomy places the organism in Eukaryota, Metazoa, Arthropoda, Copepoda, Harpacticoida, Harpacticidae. Bases 306 to 2864 code for a protein of 852 amino acids. Gene Ontology annotation, biological process: positive regulation of Rho protein signal transduction. Gene Ontology annotation, molecular function: guanyl-nucleotide exchange factor activity. The record is from RefSeq and is a predicted model, not a curated record.
CUGGGAUUGAGCAACUGAUGAUUUUAACCGUUGGCGGCAGACCAGCCCAUCAGCCGAGACUCCACUGGAUGGACUCUCUAAUUGGGAGCUCAAGCUAAGGAACACGGAGGAUCCAGUCACCAGUUCAACGUGCGCUCGACAGCUGAAAAGCCGGACCCGAUCCAUCCGUGCCAAGUUCCAACCCUGCCCUGAACCCGCCAGGGUCAAGAUCCCAGAGAAGUGCCCAAUUUUCGCGGUGCCCAUCACCCGUGGACCGAGGUCUGUCUCCUAGGUCGAAGACGACGCAUUCGGGCUGAGCCGUGAGUAUGACCAUGGACGAGAGUGUGGCUCCCGGGGCCCAAGAGACUUUAGCCACGUCGUUGGCCAAACCGGGCGGAGCGCCCGCCCAUGGUGCCGCCCACAACGGCUCGUUUUCCAUUGAAGGCAACCACCUGAAACGCGGCCUCAAGAGCUUGACCUCGCAUUUGAGAAAACGAAAGCGCCGCGGGUUAGCAGCUCCGGCCUCGCCGGCCAUCCAACCCGAGGGUCUUGGACGCACCACGGAAGAACAAGAAGAAGCUGAAGAUGACUUUGAUCCCGAUCAAAUGGAUCGCGUGUCUAUGUUUUCAUUGGAUACCACCUUGGCCGAAGCGCCGGAGGUUAAGCGGUCCAAGACCAUGUCACGUGUCACGUCGUUGGCCUCAGUGAUGACCACGCCGGUGGCCCGUGUGGGUCACGCCUUGUCACGCUCAAUUAGUGGGGCGCGGUUACCUUAUUCGCCCUCGCCCGGCGGUCGUAACGCGCCCGGAACACCCACCAAGUUCUUUGGCCGAUCCGUGUCUACGGUUCAUAUGACCGGGUCGUCGGGGGCACCGCCCGCCAUGCGUGCUCCGGAAUCGCCCUAUGGCACGUUACGUCGCGGUGCGCCCGGUCGUAACUCGGCCACGAAUAUAACGCCUUACAAAAAACCUCAACCCACCACCAACAAACAGAGGCCUACCCGAUACUGGUCGUCCGAUUUUCCGGAAACAUGCGCUCGAUUGGACAAACAAGAAAUCAGGUUACAAGAGGCUAUUCAUGAGAUGACCUGCGGGGAGGAGGACCUAGUGGAUGACUUGAUCCUCGUGCAGAAAACCUACGCGGAUUCUUUGUUACAGUUGAACAUCUUGACCCCUUCCGAGGUGGAAAUGGUAUUUGGUAACAUUCGGAAACUGACCCCGAUCCACCGGGACUUGCACAAAUUUCUAGAGAGUGCCCGAUCGCCCUCCACCGGUAUAUACAGAAGUGUGGGCCAAUUUUUACUCCAUUGGACGGGCACGGUGCGGUUACCUUACAUCGAUUACUGCUCCACAUUGAUCAAGGUGAAAACAUUUUUGGAUCUCCGCCGAGAUAGCGACAAAGACUUCCGCGACUUUCUUCAGCGAUGUCUUGAAUCGCCCUUUUCGAGAAAACUAGACCUUUGGGCGUAUCUCGACGUGCCAAGGUCAAGACUUGUGAAGUAUCCGUUGCUCUUGAAACAGGUGCUCAAAUUUUGCGAGUGUCCUUCCGACUCUGGUCUCCUCACCAGUGCCAUUCACCAUCUCGAAUCCAUUCUGCAGGACGUAGAUAAGGCCAUGGCCCAAGCUCGUUGCCAAAAUACGAUCGCCCGACUGGAUUGGUUAGACGAUUGUCCCGUGGACGCCAAAGUUGCCGUGAACAACGCAUCGGAAGAAAUUUUAGAAGGCGUUUUACGCAACAACCGAGGAACGAAAUUGGAAUGCCAUCUGAUGGAUACUGUGUUGAUCUUGGGUCGCCCAAGUACUCGUGGUCAAGGUGGAGUGAAGAGAUUGCAGGUGUAUCGCACGCCCAUUCCUAUUGAAGAAUUAGUCUUGGAGGACAUCGAUCAACAUGGUACCGUUUCCAUGGGAUCUGGAAGUAGUAGCGGUAGCUCUGGAUCGAGCACGUCAUCACUAUCAUCCAGUGGUUCUAAAAACGGCUCCUUCAAAUCAGCCUUUUCUCACUCCCAACCUUCCAAGGGUUCUAGUUUCCGUGUCAGUUUUCGUCGUGGAUCUCUGGCACCUCAACCACACUCACGGGGAGACACUCCCGUGGAGCGAAAUAACCGAUCCGAUGCCGACAGAAAGCAGUUAUCGCACACUUUGAUGGCCACUGACGAGCAUUCGAAAAGACAGUGGUUGACUUCGCUCCAGAAAACCAUCGAUACCCACAUGGCCGUGCGACAAGAGCAGGAACGCGAGGUGGAUUCGCACUCGAACCCUCCCGCCAAAACUCAUUCCAUCGUGUCUCGAUUGAAGUCUGGCCCAAGGACAGCAGGGCUGUUCCAAAAAAAUAAACGAUCCCCGAGGAUUAAGGCCAGUCUUAGUUCGACGCAUGUAGACUCGUUGAAACGCGGGAGUGCUAUCAAACGGUUGCGGACCCACGCAGCUUCCACGUCCGCACUCAGACCCGACAACAUGCCCGUUUUCGACGAGAAUACUCCAGUUCUGCAUCACAAGAGCGUGCCGCGAAUUCUGAGUUCGUCCGGGGGUCUGCGAUUGCGGAGCGGCACUGUGGGAUCCGCCAAACCACCGCUCCCGUUGUUAACCUCGGGUCAACACCAUUCUGUGGAGAUGCGGAAACGAGCCUCUUCAAAUGGAGGACAGCCCUUGACUCCCUUGAAUGAGAAACAAUCUACUACGGCGGUCAAAAGCAAAAGCGGUCGGCUCGAUCACAUCCGGAGGGAAAAGCUCGGCUCUCGCACCAAAUCCUGGGGUCAUUUGAUGGCUCGAAGCGAGGAGCAUCUCUUGGCAUGCAGUCUGGACGGACAAAGGGAUAUGCCCCGCUAUUUGACGCGGAGCACCUUGAAAAAGAUCAGCAAGAGCAUGUCGGAUCUGUUGGAAUUGUGAUUUUGCUCGAUCCAUGCUUCCCCCCCCCCCUUCACAUACAUAUCAAUUCAUCUAUCAUCCGUAGUAGUAUUAUAUUAUGGUUGUGCGUUUUUCAUCAAUUUGAACCCCGUAAGGCAACGUUCAUGGGUGCUUCAUGCCCAUGGAUCGAUGACCUAUCAAUCCACCAUUAGAAUUUCAACCCAGUCCGCCCACCCACUCACGGGAAUGGGCGGAGAUGGGAGCCAAUGAGAAUGAAAGAGGUGUGUGAAAGAGUGAUAAUGAUCGCUUGAUGUUGUGCGCCAGAAUUUUUAAGAAAUACAAUAUACAGUGCCCUUUUAA